UGAAAGUCGGCGCCCGCGCGCGGCACGUCCAAGCGGGAUCCCUGCGCCUGCGCGCUGACCUGUGGCGGCUGAGGCGGCUGAGGCGGCUGAGGCGGCAUGGAGCUCGGCGAGCUGCAGAGAGACAACACGGGCCGCUGUCGCGUGAGCUCGCCCGUGCCCGCGCUCUGCCGCCAGGAGCCCUGCGCCCUGGGCGUGGACGAAGCGGGCCGGGGCCCCGUGCUGGGCCCAAUGGUCUAUGCCAUCUGUUACUGCCCCCUGUCUCACCUGGCGGAGCUGGAGGCCCUGAAGGUGGCAGACUCCAAGACCCUGUCGGAGAGCGAGCGAGAGAGGCUCUUUGCAAAAAUCAACCAGGAUGGGGAUGCUGUGGGCUGGGCAUUGGACAUCUUGUCUCCAAAUCUCAUCUCCACCAGCAUGCUCGGGCGGGUCAAGUACAACCUGAACUCCCUGUCCCACGACACGGCCACCGGGCUGAUACAGUACGCCCUGGAUCAGGGCGUCCACGUGACCCAGGUGUUCGUGGACACAGUCGGGUCGCCGGAGUCGUACCAGAAGCGGCUGCAACAGAGCUUCCCUGGGAUUGAGGUGACGGUGAAGGCCAAAGCGGAUGCCCUGUACCCCGUGGUCAGCGCCGCCAGCAUCUGUGCCAAGGUGGCCCGGGACCAGGCUGUGAGGGAUUGGCAGUUCCUGGAGACACUCGAGGACCUAGAUACCGAUUACGGCUCAGGCUACCCCAACGAUCCCAAGACGAAGGCCUGGCUGCGGAAGUACGUGGAGCCCGUGUUUGGCUUCCCCCAGUUCGUGCGCUUUAGCUGGAGCACGGCUCAGAGCAUCCUGGAGAAGGAGGCGGAAGGCGUAACGUGGGAGGACACACCCACAGAGGAAGCGGAAGGCGCCAGGAGCAUCAGGUCCUACUUCAGCCAGGAAGGCCCCCGUCCCCGGCUGCCCCACCGGUACUUCCAGGAGAGAGGAUUGGAGGUGGCCACUACCCUCUAGCGAGCCACAGCCCCUUCUCCCUCUGUCUCCUCUCAUUCCAAAGUGAUUAAAGUGGUUCAAGGAUC
Messenger RNA from Ochotona curzoniae (black-lipped pika), 1058 nucleotides. It is a transcript of the gene RNASEH2A, whose product is annotated as ribonuclease H2 subunit A. The record is from RefSeq and is a predicted model, not a curated record. Gene Ontology annotation, molecular function: RNA binding; RNA-DNA hybrid ribonuclease activity. Gene Ontology annotation, cellular component: ribonuclease H2 complex. The transcript is spliced from 8 exons. Lineage: Eukaryota; Metazoa; Chordata; Mammalia; Lagomorpha; Ochotonidae. Gene Ontology annotation, biological process: DNA replication, removal of RNA primer; mismatch repair. Bases 97 to 993 code for a protein of 298 amino acids.